GAGAUUGUGAAAAGACCGGCAGGAGGAGUAGGACUUGCUAUAAGGACACUAGCGACUCUUAAAUCCGGCUGCUCCUCUAUUUAUACGCAGGAGAUUUGAAGAAACAAACAACAAAACAGGAGGAGCUGUGAUUGAAUCCCGAUAAAGAAAAAGUAGACUAACAUCGCCGAUUCUUACAUAUAUUUUUUAAUUAUUCUCAGCGGCAGAGACACUUGGGGACCGAGGGACCUACCAUGGCUGUGGAUAUUGUCCUCUCUGUGCUGCUCGCCGCCUCCCUGUCGUGCCGGAGCGUCCUGGGCGGCUACGGGGUGAGCCUGUUCGCGGCGCAGACCUCUCCCCCGGACCCCUGCUACGACGAGCACGGCAACCCGCGGCGCUGCAUCCCGGACUUCGUUAAUUCCGCCUUCGGUAAGGAAGUGAAGGUGUCCAGCACGUGCGGAAAGGUGCCCAGUCGCUACUGCGUGGUGACCUCGGCGGAGAAAGGAGAUGAGAGGACCAGGAACUGUCACACCUGCGAUGCCUCGGACCCCAAGAAGUACCACCCUCCAGCGUACCUGACGGACCUCAACAACCCGCACAACCUCACCUGCUGGCAGUCCGACAACUUCCUCCAGUACCCGCAGAACGCCACCCUGACUCUGUCCCUUGGAAAGAAGUUUGAGGUCACUUACGUGAGCCUGCAGUUCUGCUCGCCUCGACCGGAAUCCAUGGUUAUUUACAAGUCCAUGGACUACGGUAAAACGUGGGUGCCCUUUCAGUUUUACUCGACCCAGUGCAGGAAGAUGUACACCAAGCCGAACCGGGCCGUUAUAACGAAGCAGAAUGAGCAGGAGGCUGUGUGCACAGACUCCCACACCGACAUGUACCCUCUGACCGGGGGGCUCAUCGCUUUCAGCACGCUGGACGGCAGACCCUCGGCUCACGACUUUGACAACUCCCCGGUGCUGCAAGACUGGGUGACAGCCACGGACAUUAAAGUAAUCUUCAGUCGGCUGCACACUUUUGGGGACGAGAACGAGGACGACUCGGAGCUGGCCCGGGACUCGUACUUCUACGCCGUGUCGGACCUGCAGGUCGGGGGGAGAUGCAAAUGCAACGGGCACGCUUCUCGGUGCGUGAAGGACCGGGAUGGCAGUCUGGUGUGUGAGUGCAAGCACAACACCGCCGGGCCGGAGUGCGACAGGUGCAAGCCUUUCCACUACGACAGGCCGUGGCAGAGAGCCACAGCCAGGGAAGCCAACGAGUGUGUCGCCUGUAACUGUAACCUUCACGCCCGAAGGUGCCGGUUCAACAUGGAGCUGUACAAGCUGUCGGGCAGGAAGAGUGGAGGAGUCUGCCUCAACUGUCGCCACAACACAGCCGGACGCCACUGCCACUACUGCAAGGAGGGCUACUACAGAGACCUGUCCAAACCCAUCUCACACAGGAAGGCCUGCAAAGCAUGUGAUUGCCAUCCCGUGGGUGCUGCUGGCAAAACCUGUAACCAAACCACAGGACAAUGUCCCUGUAAAGACGGCGUGACUGGUAUCACGUGCAACCGCUGUGCUAAAGGCUACCAGCAGAGCCGCUCGCCCAUUGCCCCCUGCAUAAAGAUUCCUGUUGCACCUCCAACAACCCCAUCCAGCAGUACAGAGGAGCCAUCAGACUGCGACUCUUACUGCAAAGCGUCUAAAGGCAAACUGAAGAUCAACAUGAAGAAAUACUGCAAGAAAGAUUACGCCGUCCAGGUGCACAUCCUGAAGGCAGACAAAGCCGGCGAGUGGUGGAAGUUCACCGUCAACAUCAUCUCCGUCUACAAGCAGGGUGAGAGUCGUAUCCGCCGUGGGGACCAGUUCCUGUGGGUCCGCGCCAAAGACGUGGCCUGCAAGUGUCCCAAGAUCAAGCCUGGGAAGAAGUACCUGCUGCUGGGGAACGACGAGGAUUCCCCCGGCCAGAGCGGUGUAGUGGCCGACAAAGGCAGCCUGGUUAUCCAGUGGAGGGACACGUGGGCGCGCAGGCUCAGGAAGUUCCAGCAGCGUGAGAAGAAAGGCAAGUGCAAGAAGCCAUAGGUGGAAAAAAGACGGAGAACAUACCGGAGAGGGAGAGGAAUUCAAGAAAAAGCUGAUAUAAAAAAAUGUAAAAAGUAAAAAGAGAGGCCGAUAGAGGACCACGGACAGACAAGAGACUGUUUAUGUCGCUGCUUUUUUGUGUAGAAGCAUGAAGAGAAUUAUUUAGGAUGAUUUGUUUUUCUAGUGAACUUUGGUUGAAGGAGCUCACCUUGUAGAUUUGGUUUGAUCGUGUAUUUUAUUUGUCUCUCUUGUGGAUUUGCCGAAUUUGCACCUAUUACCAGCAUAUACAGUUAUGUGUCCAUUUUCUUUAUCUCAGUAUGAAAUCAUUAUAUUUUAUGUUGUUGUUUAUGGAUAUUUUCUGCUGGUGCAAAAAGGACACAGAAAAAGCCACUUAAUUACCACUGCAAUGUUGCCUCUGCAUGGUUUUCUUGUUGUAUUCUUAGCUAAGAAGCGAGCUUGUUUCAUCAAAAGUCUUCACUGAUCUGUUUGAGGCAAUAGUGUUUCCUCCAUGUGCCAUAAUUAAUAUUGUUUGCAAGCCACAGAAAUGCAUAUUACAUUUAGCGGUCAAUGAGUCGCCAUUCAUUUUCCUCUGUUCAAAUUCAGGUAAAUCUGCUCCUCAAGAGUCAAGAAAUCUGUAGAUACAGAUUUUUAGCUGUCAGGACUUUUGCAAAUAUGCAAGUGACGAAAGAGAAUCAAGGAUAAAACACAAUAUUCACUAAAGCGUACUUUACUCCCCUUCACUGGUUAUGUUUUGAUGGUUCAGUAUUUGAAAAUCCUGCUUGUGAAAGCAUCUCUUUUGAGACUGUAACUGGUGCUGCUUAUGGUAGCUACUAUUUAAAAUGAUGCUUUUUUUGGAAGACAGACUGCAUUUGAAACAACUUUUUUUUAAUUUCAGUACUUACAAUAACUGUGAUUUUUCUUUUCACAACUCCACCAGGAGUUUAACAACUGACUUAAAAAUGGACCAGAGGCCAGUCUCUAAUUGUUAUAAAUUCCCCAUCAUUUUGUUUUCAAAAAAUCAGGACUAAUUGUUUAGUUAGUUAGUAGUUAAUUGAAAUCAUAAUAUUAAAUAUUGGUUCCCAAGAGGCUAGAAAAUGAAAUGUCAGAUGUGUGUUUUUUAAUUCAAAACAUCUACAUUUUAAUGAGAAUAUUAACUCCUACCACAGAUUGAUUAGAGCUGUUAAAGUUACUCGAGUUGGGUCAUUGAAUGUAUGCAACAUUGUAGUUGUGCCGAUGAAAGUACUGCAUGUUCUCAGAGCAGACUGACAGACAUGCAAAGAGUCUGUACGUAAGAUUUUAAAUAUAUAACUUCCAACUUACAUCAGCUCAUGAAAAAUAAUGUACAAUGUGUCAUAAUGUAUUUUUAAAUGUCACAUAGGGCCUGAAAUGUGGAUGUCUAAAGAUCACAAAAUCUAGUGUGUUUCUUACCGUGGAACCAGACGCUUACGUCAAAUAUGUAAUUCAACUCUAAUAAUGCAGUAUGUUAACAGAGAAAAUACAUUAUGAAGAGAAAAGAAUGUCCUUACCUUAUGUGAAGAAAACAAUCCUAGCGCAGAAAAUUAAGGACAUUAGCGAAAAACAGCACCUUGAAAAAAGUGCUCAACAAUUUCUUCGAUGUAUUUUUAAAUAUCCACCUCACAGUUGCUUACAUUCAUCUAGGAUUCUUCUUAAAGUGCUUUGAGAUUGCAGAUAAGUCCACACAGUCUUUGCAAACACAAUGCAUGACUGUACAUUCACUGUGCGGCCAGUCAGAAGCCACGGUGUCGCAUUGACCUGUCACGUUAAUUCUCUCCACUUCAACACUUGCACAGGGAGGAAUGGGGUGAAUUGCAAUCACUUGACGCUGAUUGAUUCAAACCACAUUGCUCAUUUAUUUGUAUGCAGUUGGGUUUGGAUUUCUCUAAGGAAUGCGUGGUAAAAACAUAGCUCAGGUUUGUAAAAUCCCACAGCGUAUUUGAUGUAUCAUAAACUGGAGUUCCAUUCAGUCCAUCCCAAAACACUCUGAGCUACAUGUUUCAUGUCGCUGGUAUUUGUUGUUUCACAAAAUCCCAUUCAAUACCUUUAAAUGUGUUCCACAGCACUAAGUAACUGUAAAACAGGGUUUAGGAUAUGUUUAGGACACGUGGUUUUAAUCUAAUGGACUCUCUACUUCCUCUGUUUAAAAGGUAAUAAGUUCUGAUUCCACUAUCUCAGAAAAGUACUAAUUUGUUCAGGAAUUUUCAUAAUCAACUAAAACACAGGCUUUCCCAUCCAUAAUCAAAAUCACCUGGGAGACUGCAAGAUAAAAGGAACAGAUGCCCUUGUUGCUAAAGUGCUUUUUUCCGUAUUUACAUUUAGGGUUUGAUGGAGUGUGUUUUUCUUAAAUGUGCAAUCAAUCAAAUGAUUGUGAUGUGCGUCAAUCGUUACGCUCUAAUGAUAUCAACACAUACAGUAUAUUUACAUGUUCCUGCCUUUCAUUCUUAGUCCUACAACAUAACAUUACAUGUCAAUGUUUUUCUGUCUGGCACGAUGUAAUCUGUAGUCCCACUUCUCUAGUCUCUGUAGCCUCAUGCUGUACAUUUUACAUCCGUCUCCUGAGCGAUGGUUUGGCAAGCUUCCUGUUGAAAUGCUACACACGUACCUGUCAAAGCAUUGCUUUGUGUUCAUACUAUGAAUUGUAAAUGUUGUUUAGUUGUCACCAUUGCCAAGACUAUUUUUUUGCAAUGUUGUUUUACAAUGCGUACUAAUAUAUUAUGGUUAUUAUAUAUGAAUAUAUUUAAUGACACAAGACAUUGUGGAUUUUAUUGUCUUUUUCAUUUUUUUUUACUUGUUUGUGGUUGUUUAGAUCGUUGACAUUAAAGAAGGAAAUAAUAACUACUGAACACACCAACCUGGUAGAACUAAAUUCAGAUUUUCAGUUGAAAUAAACUCUUGUUACAUUGAAA
Molecule: messenger RNA, 4972 nt
Organism: Gymnodraco acuticeps
Lineage: Eukaryota; Metazoa; Chordata; Actinopteri; Perciformes; Bathydraconidae
Gene: ntn1a
Product: netrin 1a
Exons: 7
Coding region: 234-2048 (604 amino acids)
Molecular function (GO): protein binding
Source: RefSeq, a predicted model, not a curated record